GCCAGCAUAAUAAAGAGAGUCCCCCCUCGACGAGCUCCGUCGACGUAAUUUGUAGCUGCCAGUCGUACGAAUUGACCCCAAGGGCUGCCAUCAAGCACGUUGUACUCCGUAUCUUAUCUUCUUGAAGGAUUUGGGUUGGUCCCUUGUCUUCUCAGACAAGACAUGCGUGCCGAGUUGGGAUAACGACAUUUUGUUAUUCAAAAGUACGGGAGACUGCACGUGAGAUGUAGCUUAAUCAGAUAGUUCUCUUUACAGGGAAAUGGUCAGGCAGACCGUUGUACUCUGUCAUCUGGUGGGCCGGGGGUUACAAGGCAAACAAGCAAGCAUUGCUUGUUUUGGACAAAUGCUCUCGCAGUCAUGCUGUUCUGGAGAUCGGAGUAAACCGCCAUGAAGCAGGCCUUCUGCACAUACAAUGGGGACCCGUCCAUGCGUCAGCUUACGAAUGGUGCGGAUCGAAUCAUUGUCCACAGAAUGGCUGUAGCUGGCCUGUCAUUUUAUGACGUUGAUUCUGUUGGAGAACAAUUGCAAGAUAAAGAGAGAGAAAAGACGAGUCACGUAAAAGAUGCAAAGCACGGAAUCUCCUCAUCAGGGAGCCGAAUAUGGCCUGAGAAAAGUCGAACGUGCGCUUUGUGUCUCGAACCGGAAAUUACCUGCAUGGAAUCACCUCCGUCAUCUUCCCAACCAUGCUCUCAGAGAGGUCGGCCCUCCACGAGUAACAUGGCUGCACUGACGCUUGGAGGGGUGGGAAGGGAAUAUUCACGUCGGUGGUUGGGCCGACAAUUUAACUUACGGUUUACGAAGAGCAGAAAGAUGAUCAGUCAUCACCCUGUUAAUAUUCUGGUCAAGUUCUCGCUAACUUCUUCUUUCAUCCUGCUUGGCUGGUUCCCAGCGACGGCGUCACAAACGCGGCUUGCAAAAGCCCGUUACUUGUACUAGUUAACCAUCCUGGUCCCCAGCACGAUGGCUUUGUCUCUCGCCAGCAGAACCGGUCCUGCUGGAGAGCUGUUCCGCUAUUGAUGGACACUGCUUCAGCCCUGGGAGGGUAUGACGACGUACCAUGUUGUUCUCGC
Molecule: messenger RNA, 1070 nt
Organism: Xylona heveae TC161
Lineage: Eukaryota; Fungi; Ascomycota; Xylonomycetes; Xylonales; Xylonaceae
Exons: 1
Coding region: 388-936 (182 amino acids)
Source: RefSeq, a predicted model, not a curated record